UUGUCAGUGUUUACCCGGGACGAAGAAGACAGGGGGGAAACAGGAACCUGCCGUGGAAGUUACGAUCGCUAUGCUCCUGCUUCCCGAAUCGUGCCUGCCUUAAGUCGUGGUUUUUCAUCCGACAUCGACGUACUUUGCUCCCUCCUUGGCUGUUUACUUCCUGCCCAAGCCUCACUUGUGACUUGCUCAUCUUCAUACCUCUCUCUAUUUUUCUUACUCGUCCAUCUCCCUGGUCCUCGUCUCUUCUCGACCUUACCCAGACUUCCUUCUCUUACCUGUUUUCUACGUAAACUCCCCAGCCUCCCCCGUUGCUCUACAUUUUGGGUUGGCAAUCGCCCAGCUUGGCUGGCUGUCGCUUCUUCUUGCAGACACCGCCCUCUCGCCUGGGCCGAGCUUUCUCAUGGCCUAAGAAUUGAACCACGCCUCAUCAUUGUCAGGGCAGGCCGGCAUUUCCAAACAUCAACAGCGGCUUGACACCUGGGCUCCUGCCUCGUUUCUCACUAUUCCAAACCUACCCCCAGCCUUAUCCCUUUGUCAGUCGUGAUCAUGCAGCACCAUGUCGUUCAGUACGACGACAGCGACAACGGCGAUGACGACGGUGGAUUCCCCGUUUCCUACGCCGUUGUUCGCUUCUCCCACGAUGGUGGAACUUAUGAGACGGGAGGUCCAGUCAUAUCUCGCGUCCCUCGCGUCUCUCGCGUCAAGACAGCUACUGUGACAAUCACUGCCGCCGAGUCAACCCAGACGGCAAGCUUGACCACAAUUUCGUCGUCGCUAACUACGGACACGGCCACCGUCACUGCCUCGUCCAUGCUCCCCGUCAUGCCAUCGUCUGCCACUAUAACAUUGGUGACUUCUUCGACGCAGAUCACCUCGCUGCCCACGUCGACUGAUUCCGCCCCCGCGGCGGCCCAGGUCUCAGUUCCGGUCAAUACUCUUAUUGCCAUCAUCGCUGGCACUGUCGGUGGCCUCCUGCUCUUCGUCUUCGUGGUUGCUGUCAUUCAUGCCUUUGUGCGCCGCAGACGAAUCGUUCACGACGAGACUCAUAAUUCUAUCGGCGUUGAUACCAUUAUCGAGAAGGGAGGCUCCUCCAGUGAGCGGCAGCAACACCAUGAGAACAGCGGCAAUGUCGGCAACAGAGGUAUCUCCCAGCCAUCCGAUAUCGCGCAUCCGGAGCUUGGUAUAUCUCAGCAACACCCGACGGCAAACUACAUGCCUGCUGGCGAUAUCCGCAGCCGGCCCACCGCGCACGAUAUAUAUCCAACACAGGUCAUUGCCGAGCUUCCCGCCGGUCCGCACUUUGGCCAGUCACAGCACGAUUAACGAGGUUGAGUUGGCCUGGAAAAGAAAUGCUCGAGAGGGAAAGGUUGAAUGAGACGAAUAGACUGAGGAAUGAGCAAAAAAUGGAAGCAGGACUCAGGAUUUACUUGAAUCGUUGUGUGGAGCUACACAAUUGGCUCUGAGCUGGCCUGUGCUCGGUCCGUUGAGUGUCUCUCGCCGCAUCGCGUCGGUAGCAGUUCUGAUGAAUGAAGGACCACC
Colletotrichum destructivum is the source of this 1539-nucleotide messenger RNA. RefSeq lists its product as uncharacterized. The record is from RefSeq and is a predicted model, not a curated record. Lineage: Eukaryota; Fungi; Ascomycota; Sordariomycetes; Glomerellales; Glomerellaceae. The coding region runs from base 547 to 1323 and encodes 258 amino acids. The transcript has 2 exons.